AUGGCGCAAUCGUGGAAACACAUCCUCAAUCCCGUCGUCGAGCAAGAACAACACAAUGAACAACCGACUCCCAUAAGCAAUACAUCUCUGGCGAACCACCAGUCAGCGCCAUUAAGCAAUGUCCCCGCAGAGCUGUACUUCAAUGCGAAUGAACCUUUCAACAUGGACUUUUCGCUCAAUGGCUGGAACGACUACACAGGAGAGCUUCCUCGAGAGAGCGAAUAUCUCGGGCCUGGAUCAUCAAAUCCGCUCGCCAAUGUCCCAGUGCAUCAGCAAAACUACUUUCCGACGGACAUGAUCUUGGAUCCACAGCUCAUGGGUCUAGACAUGGGGAUCAUGGACGCCAAUCUCAACUUCAUGCUGCCUGUAACGACAGAACAGCAGACCAAUUCUUUCGAACUAGCGCAUUCGAUCGAAAACUCCCAGUAUCUAGGGUUACCGAUGGAUAGUUCACAAGACGAGUCUUCCGUAACACCCGAUGUUAUGUGUUCCAGCCAAUCGAAUUUAACGCCAGAAACUGUGCCCGACGUCGACGACACAGAAGAGGGAGGGCGGGAGGAAGAAGAAAGCUUAUUCGUGACAGAUCAGGACGAAACAAUAGUACACUAUGGUAUGCUCCACAACGUCGAAGUCAAACUGGUUCCGGACGACAUGUCAUCCUUCGACGAUCGACUAACGACAGGCGACUCACCGUACCAAUACUUCAAGCCUACGGAAUACCAAAAGCAAGUAAUGCUUUGUUUCCCAGAGGAUGAGAAGCACUUUGGGCAUCUAUCCUCUGCAGCUGGACAAACUCUUAUGCCGCUGAUCACCCGUCCGCGAGUGGAGGUUGAGCCUUUAGCAUUGAAGAUCGACUUAAGAGAGAUUAUUCACCGCGCGAAUAAAUCUGCCGAUGCACGGGUAAAGGUCGACAUCAAUAUCUAUGGACCAAGAUCUGUGGGGACGUCUAUUGGGGAAAUUCUCUCAAACGGGAAGCUGUGGCUGCAACGAUCGAGCCAUAGUAAAGACGGAACGGAAUACGACAACCCACAUUUUCUAACCAUUACUGUCACCGACGGGCACAACGGGCUGGUCCAAAAUGAGGUCGUUGCCAAUAAUGGACCAACAAAGAAAAAGACACGAGAGGAACAACUUCGAAAGAUGGUGGAAGAAGUCUACAACGCAGUGGACAAUACGCGAGAACUGGAACUCGUCGAAGGAGGCGAUAGAGUCACCCGUCAACUUCUCAGACAUCAAAAAGAAGCUCUAGGCUUUAUGCUGGAGAGGGAAUCAGGACAUAUCAAUGACAAAUACCGACUCUGGAAAGAAAUCGUCCAGAAUGGGAGGGUACAAUAUCGCCACAGAAUUACCAAAAGAAGGAGAGACACGAGGCCCGAAGAGAAAGGCGGUGGGAUUUUGGCCGAUGAUAUGGGGAUGGGAAAGUCGCUUUCGAUCCUUGCCUUGGUCAUGAAGACUUUGGAUAACGGGCAGGAGUGGGCGAACUUGAAGAACGCUGAACACAAAGGAAGAAAGACGACUAGGUUUUCCCGAUCAACCCUGGUCGUCGUCUCCGCUGCGCUUCUGGUUGAUGAGUGGAUGAAUGAGGUCAAAAAACAUUUGCAGACUGGUCUCAAGAUCGUCAAGUAUCAUGGCGACAGACGACCCAAGGAUCUCUCCGAUCUCAACAUGGUUGAAGACUCAGAUAUUGUGGUAACGACUUACCACACACUUACCACUGAGUAUUUAAUAGGCAAGGGAAAGACUUCGCCGUUGUACAAGCUCGGUUGGUAUCGCGUUGUUCUUGACGAAGCUCAUAUCAUUCGACGUCCAUCUACCAAGUUCUUUCAAGCCUGCGACUAUCUUCACGCCAACUCCCGCUGGUGUCUAUCUGGAACACCCAUCCAAAACAAACUCGCCGACAUAGGCUCACUCUUCCGUUUCAUUCGGGCUGAGCCUUUUGACAAAGCAUCCGAAUUCCGAAAGUGGAUAGAGACACCAUUCGGCAAUUCCUACGACGAUCUCACUCUAGUCAAGGAUCGUCUGGUUAUGCUUCUUGAGGCCUUGUGUCUGCGCCGCACUCGAGAGGUUUUGGACCUUCCAAAAACACGUCAAUUCGUGCGGCAUCUCAAGUUCAACAAGCCGGAGAGAGAUCAAUACGAAAGAACAAGAAAUAUCAUUAUGCGAAACAUGGAACAUCGUAUGGGAGAAGUAGAGAAGAGUUCGCAGUUCGGUAUGUUCCAGAUGCGGCUUCAACUACGUAUCGUGUGCAACCACGGAACGUACCAAAAGCUUUUCUCGUGGCAUCGAAGGAACCUACUGGAGGAACGAGAAGCUAUUGUUGGAACCGCUGGUCAAUAUGGGGAGAUGUUGUGUGUUGGCUGCGAGCAACCGAUGCCAGUUCUUGGACACGAUUGGUCGAAGAAAAUGUUUGAAGAUGGAUGUUCUCAUGUUUUGUGCACAAAAUGCAUUGAAGACUCGCAAUUUUCCGAGCUCGAAAUUUCACAAAGGCGUUGUCCCGUCUGUGUGCGUUGGUACCAAGCACCUUCGCCUACAGGGGAUGAAGAGGAUGGUACAUCUCGACGUAAGCGAAAGAGAAAUGCGACGACAAAGGAUGAUCACGAACAUUAUUUCAACGCCGAGGGUCAUUCGACUAAAAUUCGAGCACUCGUUGAAGAUGUGCGGAAGGAUUUAUGGACGACCAAGAGUAUCAUCUUUUCGUGCUGGACCAGGACACUACAUCUCAUAGCAAGGCAUCUUGAAAAAGCCGACAUACCAUACCUUCAGCUCGACGGAAACAGCCCUCUGCCCCAGCGACAACAGACUUUGAACAAAUUUGAAAAUGGGACUGAGACGCCAGUGCUGAUUAUGACGACUGGCACAGGAGCGUUCGGUCUAAACCUGACGAGCGCCAAUCGCAUUUUUAUCGCAGAAUUGCAGUGGAACCCCAGUGUGGAGAGUCAGGCCAUCUCUCGUGCAAUUCGUCUCGGGCAGAAGAAGGAAGUUCGUGUUACAAGAUACAUAACCAAGGAUACCGUUGAAGAGGAUAUAAAGCAGCAACAAGAGUACAAGAAGUACAUUGCAGCACUUGGCUUCGAAGAAGGGAUGGAUUAA
Molecule: messenger RNA, 3090 nt
Organism: Fusarium pseudograminearum CS3096
Lineage: Eukaryota; Fungi; Ascomycota; Sordariomycetes; Hypocreales; Nectriaceae
Exons: 10
Coding region: 1-3090 (1029 amino acids)
Molecular function (GO): ATP binding; ATP-dependent chromatin remodeler activity
Source: RefSeq, a predicted model, not a curated record